AUGUCAUUCACGGAGAAUUGUACAGAUGAUUAUGUUGCUUUGCGUGAGCGCAAUGCUACUGGCGAAUAUAUACUGGAGCCAUCAUGCAUUUGGAAUGCGGUACGUGGCAAACAUUUCACGUCAGUACGAAACGUGAUGGAUGUUGCAUUCCGGUCGAACAAUUCAGUUGGGCGAUCAAGUCGGCUGUUUUGUCUGGAAAGAAAGUGCGGGUUUCAGCUGAAUAUUGCAUCAAGUAAAAUAGAGUGUGGAGGAGACAUAAGCGAUGACGCGGGUCGGAUUACGACCCCUGGUUACCCUGGUCAACUGCACCCGCAUAUCUUUUGUGAAUGGUUAUUCAGAGCAGGAAUCGGCUACCGCUACGUCUUCGACUUUGCUUUCAUAAAACACGAGAAUUUCUACAGAACGGCUUACAAUCGGGUAGGCUGCUAUCCAGAUAUACAUUUUGCUAACGGCUUGAACACACUGACGGAUUACUAUUCUCUUCCGCAUCGUAGUUUUUGUUCGAACAGAACACGGUUCGUCUCUGCCACAGACUUUGUCACACUGCGUUUUGACGACCGUUUUAUCAGUUAUGAGAAGCAAAGCAUGAAGGAGCAAGGUGUGCCGCUGGAAAAAAUUUAUGCUCCUUUUCGAAUCGACUACUUGAAGGUGCGUUGCGUUUGA
Molecule: messenger RNA, 663 nt
Organism: Gongylonema pulchrum
Lineage: Eukaryota; Metazoa; Nematoda; Chromadorea; Rhabditida; Gongylonematidae
Source: the annotation of a GenBank genome assembly